Molecule: messenger RNA, 1873 nt
Organism: Orbicella faveolata
Lineage: Eukaryota; Metazoa; Cnidaria; Anthozoa; Scleractinia; Merulinidae
Product: aquaporin-9-like
Biological process (GO): glycerol transmembrane transport; water transport
Cellular component (GO): plasma membrane; basolateral plasma membrane
Molecular function (GO): water channel activity; glycerol channel activity
Source: RefSeq, a predicted model, not a curated record
ACUAAAUAUGUAGAAACAAAACAAAACAAAUAUAUACGAGCAAAAAGAGCAAAACGGACAUUCUUUCGUAGAUACUCGUGAACCCCGUGCUUCGUGCCUGUGGCUCGGGCGCGGGAUUUGCUCGUGAUGCAGUCACGGUCGUGUAACUGUCACUCGAAGAUCAUUUUCAAAGUCAUUUGCCCUCGAAGAACUCUGUUCGAAUUUAACGUACCUGAUAAGCUGUGACCAAAGCUGCUGUCUACAGAGGGAAUCCGAUUGAGGGUUUGGACAGGUAAAAGAUUUUACAGAAGGUGUGAAUGAAAUUCUCAUAUACAUGUAUACAGUAUGAGGUUGUGUAAACGAUGUGGAUAUAAAUAACGAAAGAUCCUUGACACAUGGCACUCGGGCAGAUACUUGGCAGUAUAUGUGUUGUUAUUAAUACAUUAUUACCUUAAUUCGGUUGAACUAGCUGUUCGAACUGCUGUUAUUUAUUUUGCUUCCAAGACGAGAGCGAAGUGCUAACGAAUUAUAUAUUUAAAUUUGAUUUUUAAAAAACAAAUCAACUUAACGCGUUCAUAAAACCAUAACGCAGGGCUGUUGUUUUUUGGUCUUUGGGAGGUGCAUCAGUAGCGGGGCUAUAUACAGAGGCCGGGUUUUCGUAAGAGGAAUAUUGGCGUUUCAAAUUCGGCUGGGCUUAUACUUUAUUGAAAAGAAAACUUUGUCGGCAAUGUUUCAUUAUGGAAUUAAAUGAUGGCUAUAUAUGAUAGUUUCAACCCACGGCCAGCCCACUUCUUGUUGGCGUGAGUCACGCACUUGAAAGCUGCGAGGAUUGCUUAAAACUGGGUAUGGAAAAUUCCGCGAGUCACGCAAAUUUUCGAAUUCGUUGGUUUUAAUUACAGUUUUAGUGUUAGUGAUGCUUAUCUUUGUUCAGCUAGUUUAGUUUUACAGCCCUGUUCUCUUUUAGCCUCUUCCAGGCGUUAGUUAGGGCGCAGCGCGAAAACACAGCGGAGCGAAAAAUGGAAAGGAAGGGCUGGUGCCAGGAUAACCGUGAACGCGUUCCGCGCCGCGCUUCUCCCCUAUUUUUCGGUGCGUCAUUUUUCGCGCUGCGCCCCAACUAACUUAACGCCUGGAAGAGGCUGGACUAUUUUCUGUCCUACUGAAAUAAAGACAAAGGGACUAGAAACACGAAUAAAAGAAUCAGUUUUCUAGUUGAAUCUCGAUUCUAACGUUCUGCCGACUUUUUUUAGGCAGAACUGAAGGAUUCAACGAACAUUUUAACCAAAUCAAUCGAAAACGAUUUUUUUGUUCUUUUCUUCAUUUAAAAGGACCUAGUUUGACACUUCUUGUACCUUGCGUGCAGGCAUUUUCCUGACCCCUUUGCUAAUGUUGCUGCAUACAUUAACUGGUACGUAGUCUUAAUUGCAGAUACCCACUCUGAUCUACCAUGGCAAACAGAUUACGAGGCCGACUGCCUCCCUUACUGAGAGAAACACUGGCUGAGUUUAUGUCUACAUUCAUCCUAGUGACAUUUGGCGUCGCCUCUGUCGCCCAGACGGUUCUCAGCCGAGGGAAAAAUGGAACCUUUUUUACUAUAAAUUUCAGCUGGGGCAUCGGGGUUACACUUGGUAUCUACUGGGCCGGGGGUAUAUCAGGCGCGCAUAUGAAUCCCGCCGUAACACUGGCCUUUGCCGUGGUUCGACGAUUGGACUGGAUUAAAGUUCCCGUAUACUGGCUAGCGCAGUUGUUAGGUGCUUUCAUAGCGUCUGCAGCUGUAUAUUGCAUUUACCAUGAUUCUGCACAUUGGGUCGGUGCCAUCUUUCAGGAUCUUGUUUCGGUAAUAGUUGAUCUUAAUGCAUUGAUCUUGGGCAGCAAUAAUGAAACCUUCUGUUUCUGA